This is a messenger RNA of Closterium sp. NIES-65, 2376 nucleotides long. The record is from the annotation of a GenBank genome assembly. NCBI's taxonomy places the organism in Eukaryota, Viridiplantae, Streptophyta, Zygnematophyceae, Desmidiales, Closteriaceae.
AUGCCCAUCCCAUGCCUAUCCCAUGCCCAUCCCAUGCCCAUCCCAUGCCCAUCCCAUGCCCAUCUCAUGCCCAUCCUCGGCAGGCAGGCGACAUGGACGGUGGAGUUCAUAGAGUACAAGCUGCAGCGCCAGCGCGACCUCUGGCAGGCGCUGCUGGGGGAGGUGCUUUCCCUGCACGCCUUCCUCGCUGACUACCGCCCCGUGCCCAGUGAGGUGCUGCCAGCUGGCACGCAGGAGGAGGAGUAUGCUGCUGCUGAUGAUGAUGAUCUGAGCGAUGAUGUCAGCGACGAUGACGAGGGGCAAGUGGAGGAGGAGGAGGAAGAGGAGGAGGGGAGUGAGGAGGGGAAGGAGGAGGGGGAGAAGCCAUCGCUGGAGGUGUUGCUGCUGGAGGAGGGCAGCCAGCAGGCCGUGUGGAUGAUGGUCAACGCCGUGCUGCAGCUGCAGUUCAUAGGGGGCGCCUUCCGUUGCGCGCAACACAUCACGCGCUGGAAAGGGCUGAAACGGAAGGACGUCCGUCUUUGCAAGGCGCCUAUCCCUUCUGCUGACCGCGGCGCCGUCCGCGAAUUGUACGAAGGCAAACACGCCCGCAGGGAAAGGAAGAAGAAGGCGGAGGAGAUGGCGAUCGAGGCGUGUGCGGGUGGAGCGAAGAAGCAGUGCAUCGAAGACUUCUACGGGGAAGGGGCGUCGUGUGCGAAGGAAUCGGCAUACGACGCCAUCUGCCUCAUGUGGGCGGCACUUCACCUCCCGGAGCAUCUCGCCGAUCACCCUCUCUGGCGCAACGCUGUGCGCUGCAUCACGGACGCGGGCCAUGGCUACGUUCCCCCGAAGCGGCGGUAUGUUGGUGGCGCCGGCCUUGCGCGCUGCCGCGAAAAGAUCGAGAGGGGGCUCGCUCCCAUCACUGCGAGCUGGAAGCGGGAUGGCGUGACGAUAGGCUCGGACAUGAUGACGGACAAAAGUGGCCGUCCCCAAGCCAACAUCCUGCUCAUCAACGAUUCCGGUGCAAUGUUCACCGAAAGCAUCGACUGUAAGUUGGAGACGAAGACGGGAGGCUACAUUGCAUCCGUUUUGCGCCCGAUCAUUGAGAAGGUGGGGCCUGCCAACAUAGUUGAGUUAUGCAUGGAUGGGGGCAGCAAUUAUGUGGCUGCAUGUAGGGAACUCAUGCUUGACUAUCCUCACAUUGAGCAUGUGCCGUGCGCUACUCACGUCAUGGAUCUGCUCAUGGAGGACAUUGGGAAAAUGGAUUGGGCGAAGGACAUUGUGGCUAAGGCGGGGGUGAUUAUUACCUUUGUGCGUGCCCACCAUUUCACCAAAGGUUACAUGCGAAGCCCGCAAGUGAAGGGAGGGAAGGGGAAGCAGGUACUGAAGCCGGCGGGCACCAGAUUUGGCACGCAAUUCAUCGCGGUGCAGCGGCUUUGCGAGGUGCGGAGUGCAUUGACGCAGAUGGUGCUGAGCCCGGAGUGGCAGGCUUGGGCGAAGGGGAGGAAGCCGCCGGUCGAGCCCUUCGCAACCAUGAUCAUGGAUGCCAUGUGGCGGAAAGGUGCGGAGUUCUUCGUCGCCCUCCUGAAGAUCCCUUUUGUCGUCAUGCGCAAGACCGACUCGACGGCCAAGGGCAUGAUGGGCAGGAUGUACGAUCUGAUGCUGCAGCUCACGGAAGACAUCAAUGCGAAGCUGGAGGAGGAGGAGGCGGGAUUGGUGCUGUCCAGCAGUGAACGCACGGAGUUGACCAACAUCGUCCAAAAGCGCUGGGACCAUAGCAUGGCGUGUGCCAUGCACGUGGUUGGCCGGAUCCUCAACCCGGCCAACCGAGAGGAAGGCAUCUUCCGCACCGACCUGGAGUGUACUCGCGUCUUCAAAGCGUUUGUCGCUCGUCACUACGCAGGGCGGACCGUCACGCGCAAGGAUGGCGAGGAGCUGCGCGCAUCCCACGUCAUCCAGGACGGCCUGAUGGCAUUCAACACCCUUCAGGGGAGCUUCGGCCUACCCGACGCCAUCUCUGACCGUGAGCUCGUGAAGGCCGGUGAGAAGACGGCCGUCCAGUGGUGGACGUGGCACGGGACGGAGUACCCCGAGCUGACAACGCUCGCUUGCCGCGUUCUCUCUCAGCUAGUGUCCGCAUCGGCGUGUGAGAGGAACUGGGCAGUGCGGGAAUCGAUCCACACUGCCAAGCGCAACAGGUUGGGGUCCGAGAAGUGUCGGGACCUCGUGUAUGUUGCGCACAAUUGGAAGAUUGUGCGCAACUGGCACAAGGGGGCUGAGUGGGUGAUGGUUCUCCCGGGGAACAUCCCUGAGGCCUCCCUGCCGGAAGGGUACAACGAGGUUCUGGAGGAGGAUGAGGAGGAGGGGGAGGAGGAUGAGCUGGAGGAUGAGUACAAGUAG